UUGGGCCACAGUCGAGUGAACUCAUCCCAAGUAACCUUCCUUCCACGUGCAGCCAUGUAGAGCCGAGUGUUGACAUGUAGAGUUGCAUUCACAGACGAUCCGAACCAUGACGUUUGCCAUGCUGCGCCCGGUGGCCUCGCGCUUCUAUUCCGACCUGAACAUUGCGUCCGAGGACGACGACAACCGCAGCGAGAGCGACGACAGCUCGGAGCGACUUUACUGCGGCGGCGGUGUGAAAAGAGCGAGGAUCUCUGCGCGCCAAGUGGACGGGGACUCCAGCAGCCCGGUGAUGAUGAAGCAGCGCAGCGCGGCCAACGCCAGGGAACGCGGUCGGACCCAGAGCGUCAACAGCGCUUUCACGGCACUCAGGACCCUCAUUCCCACCGAGCCGGUGGACAGGAAGCUCUCCAAGAUCGAGACUUUGCGGCUGGCCUCCAGCUACAUUUCCCACCUGGCCAAUGUGCUUCUGAUCGGGGACGGCUGCGCGGAUGGACAGCCGUGCCUCGACGCAGUCCACGCGCAGGCUGCUGGAGACAAGAGCGGCAAGCAGCCGAGGACCAUCUGCACUUUCUGCUUGAGCAACCAAAGAAAAGGGGACAGCAGCGAGUGUUUGAAGAUGCGCAGACUUGCCCAGCUGCGACUGAGACGCUGACUGAACUGACCAGCAAAGGACAAGAAACCUGAAAACCCUCAAAGACUUUCUCAGGGAAGAGUUACACACGCACGCACAAAUGUACAAACACAUGCUGGAUCCCACAUCGGAGCCCACAUAGUUCAGUAUUUAUACUUGACCGAGAAAUGUAAACAUAAGCUCCUCAAAGAUGCAGUGCAUUUUUUGGAGACUUAUCAGCGUUUGUCAUUCUUUGUUUGGAAAUAAAAAAUAAAGUUUAUUUUAUCAAAAUGUGUUUUUUUCCCCCCAUUAAAAUUAAUGAGUUUUACUGUAAUAUAUAGUCAGACCUUUUGGUUGUGUCUGCCAAAUGGUAAAUGGUGUUAUACUUGUAUAGCGCUUUUCCAAUGUUUUUGAAAAAAUUUUUAGGUAAAAUUAUUUUCAUUAGAAACAACAUGAUGUAUAUAUGUCUAAUUAAAGAGAACGACAAACGUCAAAAAACAAAAAAACGUCACCUUUUAUUUGGAAAGCAGUGAUCAGCAUUUUUGCAAUGUCUUGUUUUUAGAUAAAAUGCUCAUGCUUUUGUCCCGAUUUGAAAAAAAAAUAUUGCUGGAUUAAGCAUUAUUCAAAAAUAUUCACUGCUACCAAUUCAUUACACACUUUUGAAAUAGAAAGUUAUCCACAAAGUAAAAUAACUGUAGUCUUAUUGGGGGGGUGAUAGUGUGUGAUUCAGUUAAUGUGUGUAUUUCCCAACACCUACACUCACAACUGAGAUUUUGUUUUGCAAUUAAGUAAGUAGCACAGCAGAAGUGUGAGGUUUCUGCUGUCAUGAGGACAGUGUGUGUUUUUUCUCCUCAAUCUCACAAUUGGUGUUUUUUUUAAAGUCUGCUGUCGAUUAGUCAUGGCAAAUAGUAGCCCACACUCUGGUCGGAACCCCUAAACACAGCUGUUGGUAUGCCAGAGGGAUAAAUCACUGCCGUGGGCCCGACGGACAGGGAAAGAUGGGGUGAGAGGUCACAAGUGAAAGCCUGUUUUCUCGCACUGCAAGCGAGUGACGCAAAAUAGUGUUACUUUGUAUUUAAUUCGUGUAAUAUGUUUGGUUUAAACUGAAAGUAUCAAAUCGUUCCUCUGGCAACAUCAGUGAAAUUAAUAUACAGUGUUUUUAAAAAGUACAUCCAUGCCCUCUUCUACAAUCUUUUUUUUUCGUGCAUAGUUUUACCAAUUUAAUGCUUAAGGUCAUCAAGCCAAUGUAACUAAUAGAAAAAGAUCAAAGAUAAUCCAAGUAAACAUAAAAUGCUUUUUAAAAAAAAAAAAAAAAAAAAAAAGGCUUUGAUUUAUUCAGGGAAGAAAUCUAUUCAGUGUUACCCUACCCUGUGUGAAGCAGUAACCAUGACUUUGUUAAUCAUUAUUUUAACAAACUGACUGGUCAUAUAUUUUGGAAAGCCAAAUUCAUUCUCACUGGCCACAGCCAAGGCUGAUUAAAUCUAGAACUCUUUCGUAAAGACAUCACUUAAAACUGACAAAAUAAAGUCAGCCAAAAUAGAUCAUAAAGAUGCAGCAAAAUGCACCCAUCCAAAGAUAUUUAAUUAUAGAUAAGAAAUCAAAUACAGUGCC
This is a messenger RNA of Corythoichthys intestinalis (scribbled pipefish), 2221 nucleotides long. RefSeq names its product transcription factor 15 (gene tcf15). Gene Ontology annotation, biological process: regulation of transcription by RNA polymerase II; developmental process. Gene Ontology annotation, molecular function: DNA-binding transcription factor activity, RNA polymerase II-specific; protein dimerization activity; RNA polymerase II transcription regulatory region sequence-specific DNA binding. The transcript is spliced from 2 exons. The record is from RefSeq and is a predicted model, not a curated record. NCBI's taxonomy places the organism in Eukaryota, Metazoa, Chordata, Actinopteri, Syngnathiformes, Syngnathidae. The coding region runs from base 107 to 652 and encodes 181 amino acids.